UUUCGUGUUUUAUUUGCUGGUGAAGGACUGGAAAGUGGAGUGGUUUUCCAGUUCUGGAGCUUCAGUGGCAUGGUGUCUGGUUCAGUGGUUGGUUUACACUGCAAGUAUUGUGUGGAGUGUAAUAAAUCUCUGUGCAGGUGUAGCUCAACGAUACUGGGUUGCAAAAUUGUUCAAUUUUGAUUUCUGCGCUGGUUGUAGACUGUAGACUUGUCGUAGCCAUGUCCCGCAUUUCUCCCAUUGCUCGAGUGCUUGCGACUGUACCCAGUGGCUUGGAAACACUGGCUGUGGAAGAAUGCAAGCUGUUGCCCUUUGUGCAGUCGGCCACUCAUCUCAGACGUGGGAAGAUAGAAAUUCGCCUUCCAGCCGACGACGUAAACAAGAUCAAGGAGCUGCGUUCCAUUGACAAUGCCUUCGUUAUUGUAGGCAGUUUUGAGAAUUUCUUAGAAGAUGACGCCGACAAGGAGGUUUGCUUGAAAACAUUUCACAAGCUGGCAUGGCAGCUAGAAUUCAAGGACUCAAUAGCCGUAUGGAAGUCUUUCACUGGCUACAAACACAACGUCUACGUUGCUGAUCCAUUCCCAGACAGGCCAGACGUGCUCCCAUUGCCCACUGCUGCUCUCUUUGCACGGCCAAAGUCCAGCUCGGCGGCUGCGUCUUCCGACGCGCCCGUGUCAAACUCUUCAACAGCUAGCAGUGAUGAAGCAGCCAACACGGAUACCACAGCGUCACCCACACAGUCGGAAGACACGUCUAAGAAUGGAGGCGAGGGGACGACACAAGUGGCCGGUGAACCUGAUAUUUCCUCAUUGUCACUGGCUGACGCUGCCAGUAGUACUGAAGCCAAUGGCAGCACUGCGGCCGAGGACACCAUGGCUGCUAGCAAUGGCAGCACUGCGGCCGAGGACACCAUGGCUGCUAGCAAUGGCAGCACUGCGGCCGAGGACACCGUGGCUGCUAGCAAUGGUAGUGUCGCCAGUCAGGAGGACGUUGCUCCCCUGGCUCCUACAUUCCGUGCCACUUGCAAUCGCAUAGGCAUGAAGCACACAUUCUCCUCCAUGGACAUUGCCCGGGCAUUUGGCGGCAGUUGCAACGACCGGCACCACUGGACGGUGAAGAUGGUCGAUUCGGACAUUGAUGUUGUUGUCAAUAUCAUGGAGAGAAACAUCGAGGUUUGUAUAGCCCUGACUACUGAGAGUCUGCACUAUCGUAACAUGUCGUUCUUUGGACCAACCACGCUGCGCUCAACCAUUUGCAAUGGGCUUUUGAGACUGGCAAACAUUCAGCCCGGUGAAGUAGUGUGUGAUCCCAUGUGUGGCAGCGGAUCCAUUCCUAUUGAGGGUGCAGUAGCAUUCCCGAAAGGAGUUUACCUUGGUGGUGACAACCACGAAGUUGGCUGUGGUUACUCGGCCAACAAUAUUACGGCUCUAUCGGAGAAACGGAUGCUUGCAGACAAGGGUGCACUGCCAAUCGACACCUAUCUCUGGGACGUUGGCCAACUUCCUCUCCGCACCGGCAGUGUAGAUGCUUUUGUCUCUGAUCUGCCGUUUGGCAAAAGGAUCGGCUCUGCUGCGAACAACAAAGUCCUCUACCCACGACUCCUGCUGGAGAUGGCCCGGGUGUGCCGAUGCACAACAGGCCGUGCGGUGCUCAUGUCUCUGGAUAAGAGGACUUUGCUGCGUAGUGUGAGCGCAUCCCCGUUUUGGAAGACGAGAUACUCGCGCACUCUCAAUGUCGGAGGUUUACCUGCAUGCGCGUAUUACCUGACUCGCAACAGCAAGGAAGUGGAGUGAGCCGACGUCGACCACAGCAUGUCAUGUUGGCAUUCCAGCCACGUGGACAUACAGCUGAUAUCAAACGUUCGAAGUGUUGAUCCAUCCAGAUUAUUCUGGCCCGUGCAAGUAAAUGGAUACGACUACACCAAUACUGCGCAUCGGCACUGCAUGGCCAUGGUAACAGCACUCACAUGGCGGCACCAAGCUGUGGGGCAAGGUUACCAUACUUAUAUGGCGGCAGAAGGCUGGCUGUGUGGCCAUGGUAACAGAACUAACAUGGCGGCACCAAGCUGUGAGGCAAGGUUUCCAUACUUAUAAUUAUGGCGGCAGAAGGCUGGUUGUGUGGCCAUGGUAACCGAACUAACAUGGCAGCACCAAGCUGUGUGCCGGGAGAACGUAACCAAGGCAACAUUACUGACAGACUUUGCUAUCCACCGUCAAGCUGCGCAGCCAAUCACGGACAAAUGCUGCUACCGGCCCCACAUCUGGACCCCAUGAAAGUUGCUCAGGGUUUUUUAUUAUUAUUAUCUGCAUGCAGUAUCCGCUUUGUCCGCCUAUUUUUAUCAUGUUUUAGGUUUGGCAUUGCCUUUCCAUGGGACAGCCAGUUGUGUUAUGUGUGUGUGCAUGUGUUACUCCGAUUUCAAGAGUUGUGUUCCUGUUCUCCACAAUCAAUGGCCGCGAUUUUCACGUUCUUUCCUUUUAUUUCCUGGCCUUUCUCCUUCAGGUAUUUUGUUCUAAAUUCCUUUAUAUUUUAACUCCUGGCCCCCCUCGUUUGCUACACACACUAAAUUCUGGGUUAUCCGAAUGCUACACACGAUUGUACGAAUUGAAGUGCUUAUACUGCCCCAUACCGUACUAGGAGUAGAACAACGGUCAAUUCUGUUUCGUUGGAAGAAGAGUUGCAACAAAGAGGUCCCAAAUUCCAUAUUGAACAGAGUGACACACAUGUACAUCCAUCCUAUAAUAAAUCUUUCACUGUAUCUCCUCCUGCUGCUGCUUUGCUGCGCUGCAUGCUGCCAUAAACAUUUUUUGAGAUGCUGAGAAUAUAUGCAAAAAGUAAAGUGAGUGUAAAUGUAUAUUAUAAAAUGGUAUACACCGAGUAUGGCCGUAUGAGUGUAAAACGGUCAUGUUAGGAGGAAAAGGGUAUAAGCAUGAUUCUUGCAAAAAUCAACUUGAUGAAGAGAAAAAAUCUGUUGGGA
Molecule: messenger RNA, 2971 nt
Organism: Sycon ciliatum
Lineage: Eukaryota; Metazoa; Porifera; Calcarea; Leucosolenida; Sycettidae
Product: tRNA (guanine(6)-N2)-methyltransferase THUMP3-like
Exons: 10
Coding region: 219-1790 (523 amino acids)
Biological process (GO): tRNA methylation
Molecular function (GO): RNA binding; tRNA (guanine) methyltransferase activity
Source: RefSeq, a predicted model, not a curated record